CCCAUUCGCGCCGCCGCUGCCGCCGCAGAAGCUCCAGUGCUCGUCGUCGUCGUCGCCGCCGCGGCCGCUCCAAUCCGAUGGCUCCCACCACCAAGAAGGCGAAGAAGAGCACGGACAACAUCAACAACAAGCUGCAGCUUGUGAUGAAGAGCGGCAAGUACACGCUCGGCUACAAGACCGUCCUCAAGACGCUGCGCAACUCCAAGGGUAAGCUGAUAAUCCUGGCAAACAACUGUCCUCCGCUCAGGAGAUCUGAGAUUGAGUACUAUGCCAUGUUGGGAAAAAUUAGUGUUCAUCAUUUCCAUGGAAACAAUGUUGAUCUUGGUACUGCCUGUGGCAAGUACUACCGGGUGUGCUGCCUGAGCAUCAUCGAUCCUGGUGACUCGGACAUCAUCAACAGCACCCCUGCCACCCAGUGAAGAGAAGUUUUCCUAUUUAGUUGAGAUGUAGGGUUCAGACGUGCUUACAUGGCCAAUUGCCGUUUCUUGGUUAUCUUUAGUCAUGUAAUUUUGCUAUGCUGAGUUGGGAUCUGCUAUACAGAUAAUCUUCCAUAUUGUUGUCAAGGCAUUCCUAUGGUUUUGUUUAUGAGAUCUCCUUUAUUUAUAUUUUGAGCCUGUUAAAUUCUCAUUCU
Oryza brachyantha (malo sina) is the source of this 631-nucleotide messenger RNA. Its product is annotated as 60S ribosomal protein L30-like. Gene Ontology annotation, molecular function: RNA binding; structural constituent of ribosome. Lineage: Eukaryota; Viridiplantae; Streptophyta; Magnoliopsida; Poales; Poaceae. The record is from RefSeq and is a predicted model, not a curated record. Gene Ontology annotation, cellular component: cytosolic large ribosomal subunit. The coding region runs from base 78 to 419 and encodes 113 amino acids. The transcript has 5 exons.